GGUCACAAGAAGAAGAAGAAGAUCUCAUCGGUCAGUGUUUACAUGCGGCCGGGAGUCGCAGGCUGUGGCGGUAGAGUGGUGUCGAUUACUCGUUUGAAAUAAGUAUCCCAGUGCCAAUAUACCACAAUCUCCCGGCCCUCAAGACAAGAAGAAUAAGUUUAUUGAAGAGACAAUACAUCAGUUUUGGUUAGUAAGAGAAAAGGAAAGAGAAAGAAACGAGAGCUAGACAGUUACGUGAGGGAGCGCCGUUUCAAAACUCGACCACGGAACACGCCUGUAUUUAUAUGUUAAGGUAACAGACAGAACAAUACAUCAGUUGUGGCUAGUAAGAGAAGAGAAAAGCAAAGAGGAGAAAACGAGAAGGGAUAGCUGAAGAGGCGCCGCGUUUCAAAAGAGACACUUCCAGGGGCUUUACUUCUCUGUUCCCCUUCCUUACCAAGGCGUGGAAGAUGAUCAACCUGGACCACCUGCCGCCGCCGCCACCCCUUGGGCAGGUCACGGCCUAUGAGAAUGACGGCCGCCUUUGUGCUUUUGGGAAAACUGAGGCGCUGCUGGCUGCCAAAAAACUGCUGGGAGAGGACCGCUACAUUCAGGUCAUGGUGGGACAGGAGCCAGUGAGGAGUGCCCACAGCAAGCAAGAGGCGCGGGAUGCCUUCUACGCCCACACUGAGACGCCCUGGCAGCGAAUCAUGUUUGCAUACUACGAGGAGGGAUGGGAGGCGGCACUGCAGGAGGCCAUGCGGUGUGAGGGUGACAGCAGGCUGCAACGUACGGUCUCCCUGACGGCCUCGGUGGCAGUCAAGAUCAGUAGUUUUCCUCAAGCGGCUCCACUCCCUGCUGCCGUCGCCUGUCAGGGUGCCUGGACACUCCGCUGUGCCUCUGGCUUUGCGUGGCAGCAGCGGCAGCAUCAUGAGUGUGAGCUGGCACCCACACACCACCACGCUGGCUGCCGUGGUGUGUGACGACACCGUGCGCAUCUUUUUGGCGGGGCACAGUGUGGCGCCUUUCCUCAAGCACCGUCACCAGAAGGGAGUGACACAGACAGCUUGGAUGCCCUUGUCGGCGGGUGUGCUGGCCAUCGGGUGUGAGAGCGGGGUACAGUUGUGGGUGCUGGAUCCCAAUAGUGUGGUAGGGCGGCCCUCUGGUUCCUGCGCCACCCUGCUCACCCACCCUGCCGUCACUCCUGUCACCUCUCUCUCCUGGCAUCCCAAGGGGAACCUCCUUGCCUGCGUCGGUGGAGGAGGGACCCGCCUGGUGGUGUGGGACGUGUGGCGGGAGGUGGCGGUGGUGGUGCACGGGGGGACAGGAGGAUCAGCCACCCAGGUGUUGUGGUCCCCAGAUGGCUCAAGGCUCCUGGUGACUUAUGCUGGCAAGAUUAUGAGGGUUUUCGAGACACAUAACUGGAAAUAUGAACAGUGGAGCCUGGAGUCGCCUGUCCAGUCAGCCGUGUGGUCAAGUCGAGGCCACGUGCUGCUGUUCGUGACCCAGGGCGACCCACUGCUGUACCACCUGACCUUUGCACCUGGGGAGGGGGUCGGUGGGUCACAGGUGGCCUCCCAGGUAGCAGAUUUGACCCAAGUUUUCAUCUCAACCCAAGAUGGAGAGGAAAUGAGUGUGGGAGGAGCUGUGAGGCAGUUGGUGUGGGACCCGAGGAGUGAGAGACUGGCUGUGGUGUUCCGGGAUACAGAGUGUGUGGCACUUUUCCACACUCACUCUCACCCGACUCUGCAUCUGGCGCCUGGAGGCUUCAUCAGAGGGGAGCCGUGCCAAGUGCCAGUGAGUGCCACCUUCCAGCAGAAUCUCUCCAGUGGUGCUGUUCUGUCUGUGGUGUGGAGCAGUGGACAGGUGAGCCACAUACCAAUGCGUUACUCCUCUUGUGAUGGCCCAAGCACAGCCACCCCACUGCACCACCACCACCACCACCACCACACCUCCCCGCUCACCUCCCUGCCUCACUCUGGGUUCUUCUCUGAGGUCACCCUGUCUCCCGCCACUUCCCCCAUCACUGCCAGAAUGUUCGCCUCCCCUUCCUGAAUAGAUAGAUAAGUAGAUGAUUAGCUAGAUAGAGGUAAAUAUGCUGUGAUAGUUGAUUGGAAAGGUAGAUGAAUAGAUAGAUAUGUAGUGAAAUAGUAAUUAAGGAGGAUAGGGUUAUUAUAGAUAGAUAGGCAGGUAGAGUCAGAUUUGAAUGAAGAUGCUGUGAUAGAUAGAUAGAUAGAAAGGUAUAUAGAGAAAUUUAUAGAUUGAUGGAUAAAUAGAAAGUGUUAGGGAGAUUAAUAGAUAGAUAAAUGGGUAGAUAGAUAGUCAUGGGCAUAAAUGAAGGUGCUGUAAUAGAUAGGAAGGUCUACAGUAAAAUAGCGUGAUAGAUAAGUUACUGAAUAGAUAGAUAGAUUAUGGUAAAACAAUGGUGUAUACAAGUAGAUUGGUGGAUAAUGAAAUGAAAAGGAGAAUAGGAAGGUAAAUAGAUAAAUAGUUAUGGCAAAAGAUGUGAAGAAAGAAAGAAAUUAUAAGAUUGAUAAAGACUGAGACAAAUAGAUAAGUAAGUGACUGCUCAAAAAAAAAAAAAAUUAGAUAAAAUUAGUAACCAAAUGGAUGAAAAUACUGAUGGAUUGAUAGUCAAGAAAAUUAGCUAAGAAAAUGUAAGAGACUGGAGAGAAAUUGCUUAACUUUUUCUAAACAACCUUACAGUACAUUUUCUCAAGAACCUCGUCCAUUACUUUCUUCCCUAUACCUCUGUUUUUCUAUAUAUAAGGCGAGAAAAAUAAAGAAAAGAUUGUA
Scylla paramamosain (green mud crab) is the source of this 2775-nucleotide messenger RNA. Its product is annotated as aladin-like. Gene Ontology annotation, cellular component: nuclear pore. The transcript is spliced from 10 exons. Gene Ontology annotation, molecular function: protein binding. Lineage: Eukaryota; Metazoa; Arthropoda; Malacostraca; Decapoda; Portunidae. Bases 910 to 2034 code for a protein of 374 amino acids. Gene Ontology annotation, biological process: nucleocytoplasmic transport. The record is from RefSeq and is a predicted model, not a curated record.